Erythranthe guttata (spotted monkey flower) is the source of this 1545-nucleotide messenger RNA. RefSeq names its product alpha/beta-Hydrolases superfamily protein. The record is from RefSeq and is a predicted model, not a curated record. NCBI's taxonomy places the organism in Eukaryota, Viridiplantae, Streptophyta, Magnoliopsida, Lamiales, Phrymaceae.
CAAAAAUUCAACACUUUUAGUCUUUUAUGUCAAUUUUCGUUAAAACUAACGAAAAUCAAAAGUGUGCCGAUCACUAAUGUAAUUGACGGACUAACAAUAAAUUGACGGAAAUGACCAAAAAUAUCAAAGUAUUGAAACAUGAGGGACCAGAUGUGUUUGUUAUGAACAUGUGUGACCAAAUAUGAUAUUAUUGUAAACUUGAGUGGUGAAAAUGUAAAUUUCUAAAUAAUUAGUUAUAUGUCCCACGUUUCGUCCCAAAAAUUCGAAGGAAAGAAGUAAUUUUGAAUUGUUUCAGAGCUUGGGAAGUUGGGAACUGAGCCUUCAAUGGAAACCCUCCGCCUAUUUCUCCGGCACCUCCUCUCCGUCUACUUCUCCCUCUACGGCGUCGUUUCACAGUACCUCUUCCCCCAAUUCCCCAAACUCCGUCGCCGCUUCCCAAUCUUCGUCCCCGUCGUCGAUAAAUUCCUCUCCUUCUACUUCACAUUCAAUUGCAACCUGGUCCAAAGCACCGUCGAUUUAGACGAUCAGACCACCAUGCAUUUCUGGUGCCCCUCCCACCGCAAAUUCAGCAAGCCGAACUUGAUAAUGCUCCAUGGCUAUGGCGGAAACUCCAAAUGGCAAUUCGUUUACCAGGUUGGGGGAUUAGCUGAUUCCUUCAAUCUCUACAUACCAGAUCUCCUCUUCUUCGGCAAAUCCCACACGAACCGGUCGAACCGGACGGAAACUUUCCAGGCGGAGUGCGUCGCCGCCGGUUUGAACCGGCUGGGCGUGGAGAGGUGCUCGGUGUACGCAAUCAGUUACGGUGGUUUCGUGGGUUACCGGAUGGCCGAGAUUUACCCGGAGAUGGUGGAGAAGGUGGUUAUCGUGAGCAGUGGUGUUGGGUGUACGGACGAUCAGAAGUGGGAGCAGCUUAAAAGCGUGGGGGUUGGUGUAGCGGAUUUGCUCCUGCCGGAGAAGCCGGCCGGUCUACGGCGGCUGGUGCAGCUAUCGGUUCACAAGUGCGGUUCUCUCAAGUGGGCCCCGGAUUUCACACUCCACGAGUUCAUUCAUAAAAUGUGCAACACUAACAGGAAAGAGAAGCAAGAAAUGUUGGAACAUCUGCUGACAAAUAAAACGGAACGCAAUAUUCAAUCUUUGUCUCAGGAAAUAUUGCUUAUUUGGGGUGACAAGGAUAAGAUCUUCCCUCUAAGCUUUGCCCAUCAUUUGCAGAGAGAUUUGGGGCCGAGGUGUAGGUUGGAAGUAAUAGAGGACUCGGGGCAUGCAGCAAAUAUCGAUUCUCCGGAGUCGUUGAAUGCUUUGAUAAAAGGAUUUAUCUUGCCUUGUGAAGUUUAGAUCAUUCACUUUAUAAGUUUGAAGCUUUUGAUGUUGUCUAAAAUGGUGUUGUAUUGUAUUUAGUAAUUUAUGCAGAUUAGUGUUCAAUUUGUGUAAACUAUGUAGUCUAUAUCUAGGGUAAAUUACGGUCACCUCCUGAAGUAAGUUCAAAUUACGAAAACCUCCCUUAUGUUUGGAUAAUUACAACCAUCCCUCAAUUAUAAAUUUUCUUAC